Molecule: messenger RNA, 1807 nt
Organism: Bactrocera latifrons
Lineage: Eukaryota; Metazoa; Arthropoda; Insecta; Diptera; Tephritidae
Product: angiopoietin-1-like
Exons: 6
Coding region: 501-1661 (386 amino acids)
Source: RefSeq, a predicted model, not a curated record
UAAAUUUGUAAUUUUUCCAAUUUCCCCAAGGGAUUUUCCUUCGCUUUUAAGUUUUCUUUUAAACAUUUUGCAACUAUAUAUAAACUAAAGGUGUUUUCACGGCCACAAUUACAAAAGAACUGACCACGCAAACCCAAAAAAAAAUUCAUAAACAAAAGACCAAAUCAAUUGCAUAACGGUAAAUCAAAUAUCAGUAAAGCGUAUAUACACUUUUGUGGUUAGUGUAUGUAUGGUAUUUAUGUAGCUUGUGAAGGUAGAAUUUAUUAAUAUACUUGAAACGAUAAGGUGUUUUCCCGUGCUUUGAGAAUGAGAUAAUGCUACAGACUGUGUCUUCUUGCGCGAGUAUCACAGCGAACCGAAGGAUGAACUCUAAAAAGACGGUUUAACUUAGAACAAUAGCUUAUAAAGGCGUUUCUUAUAUAAAGAUAACACGAAAUAUAUUGAAAUACUGAUAACAGAUGCAAUAAAUGGUUUUAUGUAUUCAAAAUUCCGCUUGAAGUAUGCAGUCGGGUUUUGGCAAUUGCUGCGUAAUGCCGAAUCCACGCAAGUAUACGGUUCUAGGCUGCUUGCUCUUCAUAUUGUUGCCGGUAAUAGCCUACGGCGAAAAUAACGGAGAAGAGACGUUAGCAAUUUAUUUAGAUGUUGGAAAUGAAAUUCAAAAUGUUAUUAGUUUAGUCAAUAAACACGAAACGAAGUUAAACGAUUUCGAUGAUAAAUUACUAAGACUGCAAAAUCUGCUAGCAAAACUCGAAAAACAAAUUUUCACAUUGGAGCUAAACUUGAAUACUGCUGAGAAGUUGAAUCAAAAAUUUCAGGUUUUCAACGCGAAGUUUGAACAGCGGCUCUCAUCAAUUGAAACGAAUUUAGCGUCUUCUAUGAAGAUACAAGAGGAAAACUUCAAAGCACUGUCUGACGAAAAUUCUCUACUGCAAGAGGAAUUCUUGUCCCAUAGGGACGAUUGUUGCCCCUUAAGACAUACCUUAAAUACAGAGAAUUUGAACAAAGCAUUAGCUUCACUUGCAAAUACCACACAGAGUUUGGCAAUAGUAACGUCUUCGGAAAAGCCGACAAUAGUUAGCACGCCACAAACAUUACGUGAUUGUGUUGAAGUGAAAAUGAUGCUUGGUUCACAGUAUAAAGACGGUGUUCACGAACUACACGUGCCAGGUUUUGACGCUUUCAGCGCAUAUUGCUUAACUAGAUGUUCACAAGAGGAUCAAAUUGACUGUUGCCCCUGGACUGUGAUACUACGUAAUGAGAACAGUGGCGUAGGUACAAUAUCUAACAGUUGUUUGGAGUAUAAAAAUGGGUUUGGUAGUGCGAGCCAUGACUACUUUGUCGGUUUAGAUCGUUUGCUUAAGAUGACCAAUCUCAAAAGGCAAACGUUGUUAGUUGCAAAAAGUUUCCAGUCAGACGAAUAUUUCAUCUACGAUGAUUUUAGCAUAAGAGAUGAGCGGAAUAAUUACGACGUUGAUAUUUUAGGAAACAGCUGGGGGCAUAAAAUUGGCGCAAAAUUUUUCUCAAACGCCAUAAAAUUAAAACAUGCCACUAGAGGUCAGUGCUACUUUUGGCCGUUUAAAACUCUCGGUCAUUUCAAUUUAUUUAACAGGCGCUUUUCCACUUACUAUUUUAUGGCGAUACGUCCCAAGAUAUGUCAGUGAACAUUCAUGGCAGAGUGGGUUGGAGGGUUGCAUAUGUAUCCACAACUUAGUAGGUUGUACGAAUCUGGCAGCUAUGUGGACAGCACUAAUAUUCGAAGGAUGAUGUCUAAAGCAUUAAGAAUAAAAUUAUUUUUCAAAAUACGAAA